CAAAUGCCUAGUCCACAGUCAUUUACAAUUAUACCCUUCAUGGUGCUGAACGGGGAAGGGUUCAAGAAAUCCUCGGGCGCGAAAAUCUUCAGCUAGGGUUUUGCCCCAAUCCUGAGGCAGCGUUGAAUUCUUUAUUCCUGAGGGGGGGACAAAAAUCGAAAAUUGAUUAUUUGAUCAUAAUUUACAGAAUUUUCGCCUACUUUGUUGAUGCAUUUGGUUAAUCGACAUGGACAAAAGGAGAAAGGUGAAGUUUUUGGAUCCUGAACCUAGUGGGAAACAACAUUUGCCCUCAUGUCGAACCAAAAGGGCUCACUCUCUUAAUGCUGAUGAUGCGAAGACUUCUGAAUUCAAAACAUUUAAGAGACUUUUGGGAGAAACUGACAGUAAAUGUAAUGUUAAUUGCAUUUCUAAGCAAGUCAAGAAAUUGAAAACUUUUGAAGGGAAUGAGUCCUUGCAAGAAAAGAAUGAAGCUGUUACAUUUAUAUCUGAUGCGAAGCGGUCUUCCCCUUGCUUGAGGAGCUCAAAGAAAUUGGAAUCAGUUGAUAACGGCAAAUACAAACACAACACAACCAGUUUUAUGUCACCCACUCAGGAAGCAAAAUCUGAUUGUUGGAAGUCCUCCUUUUCACCUGCAAAACUCUCACUAGACUUGGACCCAAAUCACGAGUAUGAAGGAAUUUUUACAAGAAAGAGAAAGAAGUUGUUGCAGUUAGUUGCUAAGGCAUCAGCCCAUAAAGAAGACAAGAUUUUAUCUAAGAAAUCAGAUUUGAUUCCAGGGUUCUGGAAGAGGUUGGGUAGUAGACGAAAAUCAAGCAAUCUUGAUGAGUCCCCUGAACGAGAGAAGAAGUUGCCAAGUGGUAAAUAUCAUUUACAUGCACCACUGGAAGCAUAUUGUGACAAUAGAGAACAAGAGACUGCAAGGGAAGACAUCCAACGUAUUCUAAGAAGAAAAUCGGAAAUGGCUUUGCUUGCUCCUAGGUGUAGUGUAUCGAAUAAGCUAAUUACUUUGCCAGAGAGUAAUGACAAAUAUCUCGAAUUUCCAACCUGUCAUGGUCUUGAAGUUGGCUCUGAGCAUCCUAGAUUGCAAUGGAUAUCAGUAUCUGAUGAAAAAAGAAAGUCACAGUUAGAUGAAAAGAUAUGGUAUCAAAAGACAUGUAACACGCUUCCCAAAUGUGAGGAGCUUAUGGGUUUGCCACAGUGUUAUCCUUUGAUCCAUACGUUUCCGACUUCUAAUGUUUUAGAUUCUAGCCUUGAUGGCGCACAAUGGCAUCCAAAUCCAGUACUAGAUGACGAAGGAAUUCUCGACAACUUAUCAGUUUCCGAAAGAUUCCAUGCAAUGGAUCUGAAGAUGAUUCCCGGUACAGUGAUCAAGGAAGAAGGAAUUUUUGAGAACAGAUCACUUUAUAGUGAAUACCACGGGAUGGGUCUCCCUCUGUCCAAAGAUAACGAGUCUUUUGCUUUUCCAAGUGAUAACCUUCAGUAUAUACCAGCUAGGCAUUCUGUUCAAACUGGACAUCAAGGCAAAAAUGAACACUCCAUUUCAGAGGAAAACAUGCUACCAGAAUUUGACUACUGGAUUGCAAACGACUUUCCUAAUAGGAGACAAGUCAAAUAUAAAUCAAUUGUCCCAUACGAUGAUUCUGCUUCUUCCUAUGAUCUCGGUGCUCGAGAUUUUUUUUCAGAGUUUGCGAAAGACAAGUAUAAUCCUCCUUUGGUACAAUGGAGCAACAACAUUAAGCCUGAGCAUCAAAAGAGAUUGGAUAAUUUGCCACUAGCGUUAUACAAUGCUCCAAAUUUAGUUGAUAGAACGGAAGGGCCACGGGCUAUUAAUGUUUCUGAAGGAGAAAUUAUCAGUUUACAUGAAAAUUGUCCCAUUUCAACUCCAAGAUCUAGUAUGAAGCAAGAAUGGAAUAGCUUACCCUCUGACCUCGAUUGGUGGCCAUUUUACACAAAAUUCCCAUUGGAAGGGAAACAGGCAGAUGGUGGAUUGGAUUGCCUUGCUUCUAGAAGUAGGUAUGAAGGUUUUGAAGGCAUUGGAAACUUAAUGGAUAUCCAAAGUCAUUUUUUGACCGAUUUUUCGUCUUUGGGGGCUAAAUUUUCUAUGGACAAGGAAAAGAGUAUUUUCAGUUUGCUGCCAAAGAGAUUAAGCUGGCACUGCCCUGAGGAUGGUUAUCCAAUGAAUGGGUAAGUUGGAUAUUCGUUUAUGUACAGUUUUGUUAAGGAAAAUGUACUUGUCAUGAUUUCUAAGUGAUAUUGUAAAAGAUGCACUAUCCCGAUAGUGACAUCUAAUAUUAGCAGGAAUUAUGUAAUUUUGACCUGUUAGUAAUUUUUCUAAGUUUGUGAACAUUACUGGAUUGUACGGUUCAUUGAUCAUGAGUAAAUCAUUUAUGUUCU
Molecule: messenger RNA, 2394 nt
Organism: Asparagus officinalis (garden asparagus)
Lineage: Eukaryota; Viridiplantae; Streptophyta; Magnoliopsida; Asparagales; Asparagaceae
Exons: 8
Coding region: 227-2188 (653 amino acids)
Source: RefSeq, a predicted model, not a curated record